AUGCAUAUGACUCAUGCCCAUACAGAUAUACUGAAGGAGUUUUCAUCGUUUCCGGUCUCUAUCUGGUUAUAUCCUUACAAGAUCUUACUGUUGAUUCUGUUUACUGCUUCUUAUGCGUAUUGUGAGCAGGUGGUCACUCCAGAAGUGUCAAUUUAUGAUGAAACGCCUGAUGCACACACGGGCAGAGUAGUUUACUUGGAGAACAAAACAGUCCUCAUCAAUGGUCUAGUUGGAGAAAAGGUUGUCAUACAGUGUAACGUUUUCAAUAUGCCACGUGGUGCGAGGAUAUUUUGGCGACGAGAUAGCUUGUCAGGUGAUGAAGUUUCCGAAGUGAUCAACGACGGCCUUAUGUCACGUGAUAUGUCUAGGUGGAAAGUUGGUCAGGGCAAGCAGCAAGAUUCUGUUCGUUUAGAAAUAAUGUCUUUGGAUAAAACAUAUGAAGGGAAAUAUACUUGUGAAUGCCAAUAUACUGGAUCUGUGGAACCGGCAAGAGUUCACAGAAUUUUACGUGUUUUUGCUAAGCCAAAUAUUGUCCGACAUAUGUCAUCCUAUGAUACAGAUGCUGAUUCUGGUGAUCCAGUUACUCUGCAGUGUAAUGCAGAUGGCAUUCCACCACCAGUUAUCUACUGGAGACGUACGGCUGGUGAAAGUAGUAUUAUACGCAAUUUUGGCGCGGUUAAAAGUGGGAAUACAAUUAAAUUUGAUCAAGUGGAAGCUGAUGAUGCUGGUGAAUAUAUGUGUUAUGCGGAAAAUUCUAUGGGCCAAGCUCUGUGGCGUGUUAGAUUACAAGUUAGACAUGCACCGAUAGUUCGAAUAUUCCCUUUUGCACCAUCACAGAAAUCCGGUUGUAAUCUAAGAUUAAUGUGCGUUAUUAAUGCUAAUCCACCAGUGUCACAACAUGCUUGUCGAUGGUCGUCAAAUAGAACAGGAACUGUUACAUCAACAUCCGUUGGUACCAAGUUGACUUAUUUAAAUGCUGGAUUAAUACGUGAUCUAGUCUUGGAUUUGGAGCCGAUCACCAGAUUAAAUUUUGGAGAUCUUUAUACUUGUACUGCAACGAAUACUUUAGGCACAACCAGUGCUACAACAGGGAUUUCAGAAUCUACCACUGAAGUGUUACUUAUCAAUGGUAGAAAUGCUUGUAAUCAAGCUGUGAGCUGGAUACAUAUGAAUUUUCACUUACUUUUAGGUAUGCAAUGCAUGAACAUCUUAGUAAUGAUCAUAGUACAUUGA
This is a messenger RNA of Heterobilharzia americana, 1233 nucleotides long. The record is from the annotation of a GenBank genome assembly. NCBI's taxonomy places the organism in Eukaryota, Metazoa, Platyhelminthes, Trematoda, Strigeidida, Schistosomatidae.